GCCACGCCAUCAUGUCGUUCGCAAUCAAAUUAGUGCUUUCAAGUGUAUUAGUCAUAGUUUCUCUCACUGCGUCUUGUGAUGGAGCACGUAUUCUAGGUUUCUUUCCAACCCCCUCCAAAAGCCAUCUGAUCAUUCAUAGCGCCAUUGCAAAUGCUAUAGCUGAACAAGGUCAUGACGUCACAGUGGUCUCAACUCACAAACUGAUAAAAAAAAAUCCCCCCUACCGUUACAUACAACUCGAUAUCGAUGGAUAUUCUGCUAGUAAAAUGUCAGAAACUGUUGUCAAUCCACCACCAUUUUAUAAGAAAAUUCAAGUUAUGAUGGACAUAUUUAAUAGCUAUGCGAAUUCAAGUGUAAAUCAUCCAAAGGUGAAAAAGCUAAUGGCUGAAGAAUCUUUUGAUUUGGUUAUUUUGGGAUAUUUUUUCAAUGAAUUUCUCUUGGGAAUUCCGGCACAUUUUAAAUGUCCCGUUGUGAUGUCAUUUAUGGUUCAAACUGUGCCAUUUUUAAAUGGGCUCGUUGGCAACCCUAAUGAAGCGGCUUAUGUACCGAGCACGUUGUUUGGUGGCAAACAACCGCUGGGAUUUUUCAAAAGAGUUGUUAACUUUUUGUUUGUAAAUAUUGGGGAGCGAUUUGCUUUAAAGUAUUUGCAAGAAUGGUAUCAGGAAGAUUUAUACAACAAGAAUUUCCCCGCUGAUAAGUAUCCAUCAUUCGAAGAAAUGAAGAAGAAUGUUUCACUUGUUCUGACAAAUAGUCAUUUUAGUCAAGGAACGAUUCGUCCAAAUGUCCCUGGUAUGGUAGAAAUUGGUGGAAUUCAGAUCAAGGAAAAGCCUGAUCCAUUGCCAGAGGAUUUAAAAUCAAUUAUGGACAAUGCAACCGAACAUGGAGUUGUUUAUUUCAGUCUUGGAUCAAAUGUUCAAGGAAGCACUUUAGAUCCUGUCAAAUUACAAGCGUUAUUCAAUGUUCUCUCGCAACUACCACAAACCGUUCUUUGGAAAUGGGGUGAUUCUGUUCUUCCAGGAGAAUCUCCAAAUAUUAUUUACAAAAGUUGGUUGCCCCAAGAUGAUAUCCUGCCACAUCAAAAUGUUAAACUUUUCAUCACUCACGGAGGUGGUGGUAGUGUUGUUGAGUCAUCGUUCCACGGAGUGCCAAUGGUCGGUAUUCCAAUAUUUGCUGACCAAAGCUCGAAUAUGGAAGGUGUUGUCAAACAAGGAUUUGGAUUGUCAAUUGACUACUCAGUACUAACUGAGGAGGGACUGAGAAGUGCUGUCAACGAAGUAAUGUCAAAUAAAAUGUACCGAGAAAAUGUUCAAAGAUUCUCCAAGGUCUACAAAGAUCGUCCAAUGACAGCCAAGCAGACAGCUGUAUUUUGGUUGGAAUAUGUCCUUAGACAUCAUGGAGCUCCUCAUAUGCAAAGUCCUGCAGUACAUAUGAAUUUCUUCCAACUGGCUUCACUUGAUGUUAUUGGAUUUUUGGUAGCUUGCAUUUAUGUUAUUUACAAAGUUUUCAAGUUUAUCUUUUUGUUUGUAAAAUCAAUGAUUUGGAGAACGAAGUCAAAGAGUAAAAAAGAAUAAAGAAAACUAAUUUAA
This is a messenger RNA of Episyrphus balteatus (marmalade hoverfly), 1586 nucleotides long. Its product is annotated as UDP-glycosyltransferase UGT5-like. The record is from RefSeq and is a predicted model, not a curated record. The transcript has 3 exons. NCBI's taxonomy places the organism in Eukaryota, Metazoa, Arthropoda, Insecta, Diptera, Syrphidae. Gene Ontology annotation, molecular function: UDP-glycosyltransferase activity. Bases 12 to 1571 code for a protein of 519 amino acids.